Messenger RNA from Schistosoma spindalis, 897 nucleotides. Lineage: Eukaryota; Metazoa; Platyhelminthes; Trematoda; Strigeidida; Schistosomatidae. The record is from the annotation of a GenBank genome assembly.
AUGCAGUCUAUCGCGCAACGCGUACAUCGGUGUUGGAGAAAAUAUGAGAUCUUGAAAGCUGGCGUGUACAUAACAAUUGGUGCAACGUUUACCCAUUUUAUUCUAAAAUCGGAAGUUCCAAGCAUUUCAUUCUCACAUCCUGUAACUGCAGCUGAAAUCAUUUACCCUCCUCUUGUCGGCUCCCCAAACCUCCCAAUAAACAAUGAAGCUCUUCGUACUUUGGGAAUGCCAUCAUCAAGUCAUCUUCGUAUUUUUGACGGCUAUAUAUGUGUUUAUGAUCGUCGCAACAGAAUUCCAUAUUGGGUAAUGGAACAUUUAAACCCUGCUAAACUACAUCAAGUUGAUAUUGAUAAGGCUGGAGUAGAGCGUAAGGAUUUCGAUUUCUAUGAAGAUCUUGGUGAAAUUGAAAUGUUCCGUUCUACUAACAAAGAUUAUUUGAACUCUGGAUAUGAUCGUGGUCAUCUAGCCGCUGCAGGAAAUCAUCGCCUCAGCCAUUCAGCUAUGGGACAAACUUUUAUAUUAAGCAAUAUUGCACCUCAAGUUGGAUAUGGUUUCAAUCGGCAUGGUUGGAAUAGCCUAGAGAAGUAUAUACGUGCGGUUGCAAGAAAGUCACACAAUAUGGUUGUUAUCACAGGACCAUUGUUUCUACCCCAAAAUGUAAAUGGCAAGAAAAUUGUGACUUAUGAAGUAAUUGGUAACAAUAAUAUUGCAGUUCCAACUCAUUUCUUCAAAGUGGCAGCUAUUCAAAAUAAACCAAAUGGUGAAUGGCAUCAAGUAGCUUGGGUAAUGCCCAAUAUUCGUUUACCUGAACAAAUUAAAUUGGAUGGUUUUAAAGUUCCUGUUGAAAGCGUUGAAAGUGCCUCAGGCUGGAAAUUUUUCCCUAAACUUAAAUCUUAG